AUUUCUAUAUGUAUUUACUCACUAGAUCAACCAGAACAGAACCAGAAGCAGAAGAAGCAGAGCAGAACCAGAACCAUAAUCGUGAACAAUGGCUGUUGAAUUUAUGGAGACUCUCAAAGAAAACACAAGCGCCAACACCGGACUCUCUCCACAUACUUUAUUUACUCUCUUCGCCACCGGUGUCACCGUCUACUACAUGCUUUCCGUUUUCUUCAGAGGCUCCUCCGAUCACCAUCAACAACACACCCCAACGUCUUCCGAAGAAGACAGAUCCGCGGCAUCUUCUUCGUCCGCUUCUCACUCAAUUUCUGCCUCUACUUCUCAAUCAUGGAAUCAUGAUGUAUUUCUGAGCUUUCGGGGAGAAGACACCCGUAAUAGCUUUGUGGAUCAUCUCUAUGCGGCUCUUGCACAACAAGGAAUCCAGACGUACAAGGAUGACGAAACACUUCCUCGGGGUGAGCGAAUCGGUCCAACCCUCUUGAAAGCUAUCGAAGAAUCACGCAUCGCCCUUGUUGUAUUCUCUGAAAACUAUGCGGAUUCAUCUUGGUGCUUGGACGAGCUUGCACAUAUUAUGGAGUGCGUGGACACCAGAGGGCAAAUCGUUGAGCCCAUAUUUUAUUUUGUAGAUCCGUCGGAUGUUAGAAAACAAAAGGGGAAAUAUGGAAAAGCAUUUAGAAAACAUAAGAGGGAAAAUAAGCACAAAGUUGGAUCAUGGAGAAAAGCUCUGGAAAAGGCAGGCAAUCUUUCUGGAUGGGUCGAUGAAAACAGUCAUGAAGCAAAAUGUAUCAAAGAAAUUGUUGGUACAAUUUCUAGUAGGCUGCCUACACUAACUACAAACGUCAAUAAAGACCUCAUUGGAAUAGAGACACGCUUACAAGAUUUGAAAUCAAAGCUGAAAAUCGAGUCAGGUGGUGUACGCAUUAUUGGAAUAUGGGGAGUUGGGGGUGGUGGUAAGACUACUCUCGCAUCUGCUGCUUAUGCGGAAAUCUCUCACCGAUUUGAAGCUCACUGCCUUCUUCAAAAUAUCCGUGAGGAGUCAAACAAGCAUGGUUUGGAAAAGCUACAAGAAAAAUUUCUCUCACUUAAUUUGAAAGCAGAUGUGAAGGUAGGGAAUGAGAUAGAAGGAAGAAGCAUUAUAGAAAGAAGGUUACGUAAUAAAAGCGUAUUAGUUGUUCUUGACGAUGUUGAUGACCAUAAGCAACUAGAGGCUCUAGCCGGAUCACAUGCUUGGUUUGGUAAAGGGAGCAGGUUAAUAAUUACAACAAGAGAUGAGCAUUUGCUAACCCGCCAUGCAGACACGAUAUAUGAAGUGAGUUUAUUAUCGCAUGACGAGGCUAUGGAGCUCUUCAACAAACAUGCAUAUCAGAAAGAUAAACCUAUAGAAGAUUACGAGAUGCUUUCAAAAGAUGUAGUUUCUUAUGCUAGUGGGCUCCCAUUAGCACUUGAAAUUCUAGGUUCUUUUCUAUAUGACAAAAACAAGGAUGACUGGAAGAGUGCAUUGGCCAAGUUAAAAUGCAUCCCAAAUGUUAAAGUCACCGAAAGACUCAAAAUAAGUUAUGAUGGACUUGAACCCGACCAUCAAAAAUUAUUCUUAGAUAUUGCUUGUUUUUUUACGAGACGAAGCAUGGAUGAGGCAAUGAUGGUGCUUGAUGCUUGUAAUUUACACCCUCGUAUAGGGGUGAAGGUGUUGAUUCAAAAAUCUCUCAUAAAAGUUUCAGAUGAUGUAUUUGGUGAUAAAAUAGUUGAUAUGCAUGACUUGGUGGAAGAAAUGGCUCACUACAUUGUUAGAGGGGCACACCCUAAUCAUCCUGAAAAGCAUAGCAGAAUUUGGAAGAGGGAAGAUAUAGCAUACCUCUGUGAUAUGGGGGUAGAUGCACCGCCAAUGGAAACUGAAGCAUUAGUUUUUAAUAGAUCUAUAUUUGAUGUUGUGGGUCUAUCUGAUGUUGUUGCAAACAUGAAGAAACUUCGGUGGAUUCGUUUUGAUAACUAUCUGACAUCUUCAUUCCCAUCAAAUUUUCAGCCAAGAGAGCUUGGUUAUCUAGAGUUGAAGGAGAGCCUACAAAAAGAACUGUGGCAUGGGUAUAAGAGUCUACCAAAUUUGAAAAUUCUUGAUCUUACGAAUUCAUCAAAACUAAUCACAACACCAGAUUUUGACGGCCUUCCAUGUCUUGAAAGAUUGAUUUUAGAUGGUUGUAAGAGUUUAGAAGAGAUUCAUCCAUCAAUUGGGUAUCACAAAAGGCUUGUUUACGUGGAUAUGAGCAAGUGUUCAGGACUUAAAAGCUUUCCACCCAUCAUACAGAUGCAAAUGUUGGAGACUCUUAUUCUCUCUAAGUGUCAUGAACUUCAAGAGUUUCCGGAUAUCCAGUCGAACAUGAGUCUACCAAAUUUGAAAAUUCUUGAUCUUUCAUACUCAAGAAACCUAAUCAAGACACCAGAUUUUGAAGGCCUUCCAUGUCUUGAGAGGUUGAUUUUAGCGUGUUGUAAUAGUUUAGAAGAGAUUCAUCCAUCAAUUGGAUAUCACAAAAGGCUUGUUUUCGGGGAUAUGAGCUACUGUAAGAGACUUAAAAGGUUUCCACCCAUCAUACAGAUGCAAAUGUUGGAGACUCUUGAUCUCUCUUAUUGCACUAAACUUCAACAGUUUCCGGAUAUCCAGUCAAACAUGUAUAGCUUGGUAACCCUUGAUUUGCGUCAUACUGGUAUUGAAAUAAUCCCACCGUCAGUUGGACGACUCCCAGGUCUCAAGUUUCUCAAUCUGUCAUACUGCAAAAACCUUGUAGAAUUGCCAGACCUCCCAUCAAGCAUAGCUAUUCUCAAAGCAGAUGGUUGUGACUCACUUGAAAUUGUAAGAGAUUUAUCAUACUAUAAAUGGUUGUGGAAAGUCUCACUUGGAGAGAGAACGAAUAAGAGGGUACUACUUUCUAUGCUUGAGGGAAAUGCAGCUAAUGAUCGCUUUAUGAGUGUCUUACUUCCCGCGAUUGAACCAUCGCCACGUAUUUUUAUGAGAUUAGUUACAUUGCAACUUCCAAGCAACUGGCACAGUGACUUUAGUGGACUUUUAUUAUUCUUAUGUGAUGACAGUCGCGGUAAGUUGAGUUAUCGCAUAGAUAUUAAGCAGGAGACGUCCACAUAUGAUUACUCUCGGAUGAAGAGUUGGGAACAAUGUAAGUAUGAAAGGGUGGGUUAUGUACCCUUUAAUUCAUUGCGGCACAUCCCAUGGUUCAAUCCUACAUACACUAAAAAUAUUUCAUUUAAGACUCCUCAUGGCUGUGGUCUUAGUGUGGAACUUGUUCGUAGUAAAAAUAAAACAGUUGAUUUAAACGAAAACCCAAUCGAUUACUCAGAGUGUUGGGAUGAAGAAUAUGAUGAAUAUGAAGAGCUGAGAAAGACAUUUGAGAUCAUGUAUGAUUCACAGUCCUCUAAUAUUCGGAUUGUAUGGCGUCAUUAAUAGUUGACCUCGGCAUUAGUGUUGCUAGUAUAUCUUCCUAGAUUUUGUUUCAAGGGUCAUCAACAACUAUUAGUAGAUCUCAGUUUCAACAUUAUUGGGCCCACAUUUUGUUACCAUUUCCAGUUUGCUUUAGCAACAUUAUUGCAGUCUACCAAAAAAGUUGUAAUAAAUUUUUCUUUGUUAUCCUAUAAAACUUCACAUCCUAUACUACCAGGUUUCGUA
Helianthus annuus (common sunflower) is the source of this 3667-nucleotide messenger RNA. RefSeq names its product disease resistance protein RUN1. The coding region runs from base 89 to 3445 and encodes 1118 amino acids. The transcript is spliced from 8 exons. Gene Ontology annotation, biological process: signal transduction; defense response. NCBI's taxonomy places the organism in Eukaryota, Viridiplantae, Streptophyta, Magnoliopsida, Asterales, Asteraceae. The record is from RefSeq and is a predicted model, not a curated record. Gene Ontology annotation, molecular function: ADP binding.